Molecule: messenger RNA, 834 nt
Organism: Alosa sapidissima (American shad)
Lineage: Eukaryota; Metazoa; Chordata; Actinopteri; Clupeiformes; Clupeidae
Product: mucin-5AC-like
Exons: 3
Coding region: 1-834 (277 amino acids)
Source: RefSeq, a predicted model, not a curated record
AUGAACCAAUCAACCACAAUUGAGGCAACAACAACCACAAAUGAACCAAUAACAACCACAAUCGGGCCUACUACUUCAACCAAAAAUGAUCCAACAACUACAACGGAGACAACAACUUCAAACACAAAUAAACCAACAACUACAACUGAGGCAACAACAACCAUAACUGAGCAAAGAACAAACACAAUUCAGACAAUAACUUCCACCACAAAUGAACCAACAACUACUACUGAGGUAACAACAACCACAACUGAACCAACAACUUCAACCACAAAUGAACCAACGACUACAACAGAGGCAACAACAACAAAUAUUGAGCCAACAACCACAGUUGAGGCAACAACAACCACAAAUGAACAAACAACAACCACAAUGGAGGCAACAACUUCAACCACAAAUGAACCAACAACCACAAUUGUGGCAACAACAACCACAACUGAACCAACAACUUCAACCACAAAUGAACCAACGACUACAACAGAGGCAACAACAACAAAAAUUGAACCAACAACCACAGCUGAGGCAACAACAACCACAAAGGAACAAACAACAACCACAAUUGAGCCAACUAUGUCCACCACAAAUAAACCAACAACUACAACCGAGGCAAUAACAACCACAAUUGGGGCAAAUACUUCAACCACCAAUGAACCCACAACAAUGACAAUUGAACAAACAACAACAACAAUUGAGGCAAUUGAGGCAACUACAACUGAGGCAGCAACAACUACAAUUGUGCCAACAACAACCACAAUUGGGAAUGCCCUGAAGCUGGAUUAUACGGAUGAUGAGAUUUAUAAAGUUGCCCAAUGUUAUAACUUAAAGCAAGUAUAA